UCCUGGCAGCCCAAUCUUAAAACGAAGCCCUGACAUCACCAAAUCUCCCCUGACGAAGUCAGAGCAGCUGCUGCGAAUAGAUGACCAUGACUUCAGCAUGAGACCAGGUUUUGGAGGCCCUGCAAUUCCUGUUGGGGUGGAUGUCCAAGUUGAAAGUCUGGACAGCAUUUCUGAGGUGGACAUGGACUUCACCAUGACACUUUACCUGAGGCACUACUGGAAAGAUGAGAGGCUGUCCUUCCCCAGCACCAACAACCAAAGCAUGACCUUUGAUGGCAGACUGGUGAAGAAGAUCUGGGUCCCCGACAUGUUCUUUGUGCACUCCAAGCGUUCCUUCAUCCACGACACCACCACAGACAAUGUCAUGCUGCGGGUCCAGCCAGAUGGGAAGGUACUUUAUAGCCUCAGAGUUACAGUAACAGCAAUGUGCAACAUGGAUUUUAGUCGCUUUCCCCUGGACACGCAGACAUGUUCUCUGGAGAUUGAAAGCUAUGCCUACACAGAAGAUGACCUUAUGCUCUACUGGAAGAAUGGGAACGAUUCCCUAAAAACAGAUGAGAGGAUAUCACUGUCCCAGUUCCUGAUUCAGGAGUUUCACACCACCACAAAGCUUGCCUUUUACAGCAGCACAGGGUGGUACAAUCGCCUCUAUAUAAACUUCACGUUACGCCGACACAUCUUCUUCUUCCUGCUCCAAACCUACUUCCCUGCCACUCUCAUGGUCAUGUUGUCCUGGGUGUCCUUCUGGAUCGACCGACGAGCAGUUCCUGCCCGAGUCCCAUUAGGAAUAACCACCGUGCUGACCAUGUCCACAAUCAUCACUGGGGUGAAUGCCUCCAUGCCUCGUGUUUCCUACAUCAAAGCAGUGGACAUUUACCUGUGGGUCAGUUUUGUGUUUGUCUUCCUCUCGGUGCUGGAAUACGCGGCUGUGAAUUACUUGACAACGGUGCAAGAGCGGAAGGAGAGGAAACUGCGGGACAAGCCUGCCUGUGCAUGCAGCCUACCUCAGCCCCGGCCCAUGAUGGUGGACGGCAGCUACAACGACGGGGACGUGAACGAGCUGGGGCACUUCAUGUCCGAGGACGGGGACAAACAGGACCGGAUGAUGGUGCAGCUGGCACUGGGCUCGGAGAGGGGCUCGGCCAGGAGGAAAAACCAGAGAUACGUCAGCAUGCGCAUCGACACCCAUGCCAUCGACAAGUACUCCAGGAUAAUAUUCCCUGGGGCAUACAUUCUGUUUAAUUUGAUAUACUGGUCCAUUUUUUCAUAAAGAUUCAUAACUUCUGUAGUCACAGAGCAUUGUGACAUGAAAUGAAAGUACAGUCUUAUAGGCUAAGAGAAAGAAAAUAGAGAAGAGUUUUAUUUGGAAGGAUGAUUGAUUUUUUCCAGGAUUUAAGUAAUUUAUUUUUUUUUUUAUUAGAGGCAAUUCACGUGUGGCAUAAAUAAUUGUGGAAGUUUCACAUGUCAGCAAAAUAUAGGAUACACAAUCUAAAAUUUUAUACUUAUUUAAAGACGUGCUAUGUUCCUUCUUGUGCCUCACAGGCCACUGUAAACUAUUUUAACAAGUGACUAUAAUUGCCAGUUGCUUAUAUAUGGUGCAUCCUCCAUUUUGUGCCCCUGAAAUCCUAAU
Molecule: messenger RNA, 1630 nt
Organism: Haemorhous mexicanus (house finch)
Lineage: Eukaryota; Metazoa; Chordata; Aves; Passeriformes; Fringillidae
Gene: GABRR1
Product: gamma-aminobutyric acid type A receptor subunit rho1
Exons: 8
Coding region: 98-1270 (390 amino acids)
Biological process (GO): nervous system process; regulation of membrane potential; signal transduction
Cellular component (GO): GABA-A receptor complex; neuron projection; synapse
Molecular function (GO): extracellular ligand-gated monoatomic ion channel activity; GABA-A receptor activity; neurotransmitter receptor activity
Source: RefSeq, a predicted model, not a curated record